Molecule: messenger RNA, 2112 nt
Organism: Cyphellophora europaea CBS 101466
Lineage: Eukaryota; Fungi; Ascomycota; Eurotiomycetes; Chaetothyriales; Cyphellophoraceae
Exons: 4
Coding region: 1-2112 (703 amino acids)
Biological process (GO): RNA 3'-end processing
Cellular component (GO): TRAMP complex; nucleolus
Molecular function (GO): poly(A) RNA polymerase activity; mRNA binding
Source: RefSeq, a predicted model, not a curated record
AUGCGUGACAGUUACCGCCCGAACUUCGGGUAUGGUGGCCCACCGCCUCCCAUACCAGAGUCUGUGCGCGAGUCAAUGUUCGCCUUCGAUGGAGUUAGAAAGCCAGCCAACCCCCGCGGUCGCUACGGCCAGAACGGAAACAACAAGAAUCGUCAAUACGGGCCGAACUAUAGGUCUGCACGCAGAACUGCUUCACGUCCCCUUCUGAGCCAGGCACAUGGCGCUGGCGAGCAGAUGCUACGAGACCCUGCGGCCACCGAUAAGUUCCGCAGUGUGGAUGAACUCACCGAUAGCGAUGAGGAUGCCAUGUCAGAGUCAGAUGACGAAGAGCAGCCAGCGAAAAAGGUCAAGACUUCGGCUUCAGACAGCCCAGCUGCAGUUCCCGCCUCCAAAUGGUCAAACCCCGACCCGUACACAGCUCUGCCUCCCGCCGCCGAAGGUUCAGGCAAACGAACAGACGUCCUCAAAUUGAUUCGCAAGGCGAAGAUAUCGCAAGACAAAGACAGAACUGCUGUAACAGAGGCCGAAGACUUCAUCUCAUUCGACUUUGGGGAUGACUCACCCUUCGCCGCCCCCCAGCCACAGACGACCAGCACCGGACAGAUCGAUGGUUCUGCCGGCGAGCAUCUCGGCAAGCGAAAGCGUGGCCACGAUGAAGCCAUGCCUCGACCACCUGGCGGCUACCUACCCCCUGACAAGCUUGUCCUGCCAGAGUGGGCGCCGCUGGAGAAGUCCAGCGCGAUUCCCUGGUACGAACCACGAGCCGAUGGCGACCCGCCCGGCAUAGCCCUACACAAAGAGGUGAUUGAUUUUUACGAGUGGGUGAAGCCUCAGGAGUACGAACGAGAAGUUCGCGCAGAUGUCCUCCAGCGGCUGUCAUUUGCUUUCAAUCGUAUCGAACCUGGAGAGCUCAAAGCGUUUGGUUCCUAUGCUGCUGGCCUCUAUCUACCAGUGGGAGAUAUGGAUCUCGUCUAUUUCACUCGGUCCUUCAGACCUGGGAAUGUGGGAAAGAAUGGCAUCGCUUUCAAGCCACCGAAGAGAUUACUAGACCGAUUUGCCAGUCUUUUACGGAAUCAGAACAUUGCUCGUCCAGGAUCUGUUGUUGUCAUUCCGUUCGCCAAGGUUCCCAUCGUCAAGUUCAUCGAAGCACGCAGCGGGUUGAGGGUAGAUCUCUCAUUCGAUAACGACUCCGGCGUCAUUGCGAAUGAAACUUUUCAGACCUGGAAAGUGGAAUACCCUGCCAUGCCAGUCAUUGUGUCGGUCAUCAAACAGUUCCUCAUGAUCCGAGGCUUGAACGAUGUCGCUACCGGAGGGUUGGGCGGGUUCUCGAUUAUUUGUCUUGUGACCAGCCUCUUGCAGCACAUGCCGGGCGCUGACACCACAACCAACCUUGGUCAAUUGCUUGUUGAGUUCUUCAAUCUAUACGGAAAUUUGCUGGACCGCCAACAUGUGGCCAUCAGGAUGGAUCCACCAGGCUAUCUUGACAAGGAUCUCUACAAACCUCUACUAUUCAGCAACGAGAAGCGCAAUCGCCUGACUAUCAUUGACCCGAAUCGACCCGAGAACAACAUUUCUGGAGGGACACGUUUGAUCGAGGAAAUAUUCGACUCGUUCGCCCGGGCCUACGACAUAUUGCAGGAGCGCUUGACUUCAUUUGAAGAAGGCGACACCGAGAUAUGUUUCCUGGAAAACCUUGUUGGCGGCAAUUUCACGGCGUACGAGGAACAACGCGAGAAGCUUCGUAGUCUCUAUUUCGGUCUUACAGGCCGGGAAGCAGAAGAGCGAAAACCACCCGUCAAGACCAAGUCCACCCGAGGGCCGUCGAAAGUGGCCACCAAUGCCAAGUCGCUGCUGACGAUGGAUGAUGCCGAACCACAGAAGAAGCUUUCGAAGGCCGAGAACCGAGCAGCACGUCUGAAGGAUGCAAGACCCGAUCUUGCGAAGAAGCUUGGUGAAACAAUCUCAGUUGCAGAAGCAGUCCGAAUUGGCGGGUAUGCAGAUGGAACUGCUAUGCAUGUUGAAGUUGAGGCAGUGUUGCAGAAGAAGCUAAAGGAAAAGAACACUGCCGAGAAAGCUCGAAAGAAGAAGAAAAAGAAGAAGAGCAAGGCAUGA